Meleagris gallopavo (turkey) is the source of this 1101-nucleotide messenger RNA. Lineage: Eukaryota; Metazoa; Chordata; Aves; Galliformes; Phasianidae. The record is from RefSeq and is a predicted model, not a curated record.
GCCCUCCUCCUCCUCCUCCUGCUGCUGCUCUGACCAGUACGGCCCCUUCCCCGCCGCCGCCUCUGCCUCCCAGUGCCCCCCCUGCUCAGGGAGAUGUGGAGAGAGAGGAAGGCACAAGGACUGCUCCUAGUGAAGAGCUGGCGGAUACUGAGAAGAAGGAAGAGACAGAGGCAGAUGGGCAACCGGAGGAGAGCAUGGAGGCUCUGAGCUUGAGCUCUAGCAAGAGUCCUGUCCCAGCCUCAACUGCUGUAACUGCACCAAAGACGUGGAAGAAACCAAAAGAGCGGACCCAGGGCACUGAGGAGGUGACAGAGGCAGAGGCAGAGCCUAAAGUAGAAGAGGAGCUCUCGAGUGACAAAGUACUUGAAUCUGAACAGGAUAACAUGAGCCAUGGGUUUCAGCUGGAGAGAGACUCCUCCGAACUUAAAAAAGUGAAACCUGUGGAAGAGAACGGAGAGCAGGAGGCAGAACCUGUCCGUAAUGGUGCUGAGAGCAUGUCGGAGGGAGAGGGGACCGACGCGACCUCGGGCUGCACAGAGGGCUCUGCUGAAGGGCCUGCACUGCAGUACAAGCCAGAGCAGUGGAAGCCUCUGGACCCGGAUGGGAAGAAGCAGUACGAUCGGGAGUUCCUGCUGGACUUCCAGUUCAUGCCUGCCUGCAUCCAGAAGCCAGAAGGGCUGCCUCCCAUCAGCGACGUGGUUCUCGACAAGGUGAGAGGAGAACCCAUCAAACAGGUCAACCAGCCCAAAUUGCCACUGAGAACUCUGGACCCUCGGAUACUGCCUCGAGGCCCAGACUUCACACCAGCCUUUGCUGAUUUUGGGAGGCAGCCUUCCGGUGGAAGAAACGUAUCUGGAAGUGCCUGCAAAGUGCAGAGUGGCCCUGGAUUGCCGUCCCUGGCUCGGUGCGGUUCCCCAGCAUGCCCUCUCUUGGUCUCGCCUCACCCACCAUUGAGGAACCUGCCAAUAGGGGUAAGCCACAUCCCCCUUUCUUUCCCCAUCUUUGCACCUUUUUGUAGAGUUUGGUUUUUUUUCCGUAUCGCCCGCUGUUGAUAAUGAACCACCGGCAGAAAGCUUUACAAAAAGGUGCAACAUUGUUUUA